AUGGGAGGAAUGGUGGAAGAAGGGUUCAAGUCAAGCAAGAUCAUGAGCUACUCCACCAUAAAAGCAACCACAGAGGCAAUUCAAAGUGGCACCAGAAGCCUGUUAGGCAAAAAGAAGAAAUAUGAUGUCGCUAUGUUUAUCUCUAGGUCAUGGCGUGGCCCAGCGGGUUUGCCUCACCAGUUCACCCAACCUCGACCCCAACCUCAAGCCUACACCCAAGCUCCAUAUAAUCCACCCCAACAUUAUCUCCCACCACAAGAUCCUCAAUAUUCAAGCCCGGAGGCGCCAAACAUCAAUCAAAAACCUUUGCCGGCCAAUUCAGAGACACAUAUGAUUGAGAUAGUUCAUAAGAAUGGGGAGCCCAAGAAUUCUUCCAAGUCUGCCAUGAUGAUCCAAGCUAGAGAAAGUAAUCCAGUUAAAGAUCCAGAUUCUGCAAAAGAAAUGCCCUUGAUAGUUGAAGGGGUGUCGGAAAAGCUAAGCACGCGCAACGUGAAGCCAUCUGUAUUGGUUGUGAAAGGGCCUCCGAUUGAUGUUGAAGCGAACCAGGAAAAGUAA
Molecule: messenger RNA, 555 nt
Organism: Nicotiana tabacum (common tobacco)
Lineage: Eukaryota; Viridiplantae; Streptophyta; Magnoliopsida; Solanales; Solanaceae
Source: RefSeq, a predicted model, not a curated record